CAGAUGAUUUUUUUUCUAUGGUUUGAGUCAUUCAUUUGGUUUCACCAGCAAAAACAACCAACGAUGUCUGAACAGAAAAAUAAACAAUUGAAAAUUAUCUUUCUUUCAUCCGAAGGUGCUGGCCAUAUUAAUGCAUGUGUCGGUUUGGCUCAAGAAUUAGCUAAAUGUGGCCAUGAAAUUUAUUUUUUCAAUAAACCAUCCAAUAUUGGUCAAUUUGAAAAACUUGGCUUCAAAGAAAUUAUCUUGCAUGAAAAUGCUGUCGUUGAUGAUACUGAUAAGAAGCAAGUAAAGACUGAUAAUAAAGAUGAUAAUGAUCAAGGUAAAUUACGUGAAACGAUUAUCAAAUCAAACCUAUUGGCUGAUUUAUCACCAUAUGAUCAAUUGGAUGUUUUUGAUCGUCAUAAGAAUAAGAAUUUUUUUGGUUUUGCAAUAAUCAAUGAUAUUCGGAAAAUUCAUGAACAAAUCCAACAAUCGUUAAGUGAACAAAAACCCGAUCUGGUGAUUGUUGAUUAUAUUCUGAUUCCACCAUGUAUUGCAUAUGGUCAAAUACCAUGGGCAUAUCUUUGCAGUCAUAAUCCACUACAUUUAUUCAAUUCACAAUUGUUACCACCGAUUACAUCGGGUUUGCCAACCGAUAAUCGUUCUGGUUGGGCAGAUUUUUAUGAUAAAUUUCGUAAAACAUAUCAAUCCAGUUUGCAAUAUUGUCAAAAUGAAUUGAACAAACAUUAUCAAUGUCCUGAAGUGAACAAAAAUCAAUUUUUAUUUUUAUCACCACAUUUCAAUAUUUAUGGUUAUCCUGAACAAUUAGAUUAUACGGAUAUUAUUACAUUACCGGAAAAUGUUGUACGUUUGGAUGGAUUUUGUCGUCAACAAUCUACCACCACCACCGAUGACAAUGAUAACAAAACAUUCGAAUUACCCGAAAACAUCAAAACUCGACUGAGUGAUACAGUUAAAUUGAUUUAUUUUUCACUGGGAACAUUUGGUAGUACAAAUGUAACAUUGAUGCAAAAAAUUCUUAAUGAAUUGGCCGGCUGUCCACAUCAAAUAAUUGUUUCUACUGGACAAUCACAUCAACAAUUAUCGCUUUCCGAAAAUAUGUAUGGACAAUCAUAUCUACCACAAAUGUCAAUUUUACCUUUGGUAGAUUUAGUUAUUACACAUGGUGGUAAUAAUACUGUUACCGAAACAAUGUCUUAUGGUAAACCAAUGAUUGUAAUGCCAUUGUUUGCCGAUCAACAUGAUAAUGCACAACGUAUUAUGGAAAAAGGUUUUGGUUAUCGUAUUAAUCCACAUCGUUUUGAAUCGAAUCAAUUGAUUCAAUUGAUACAGCAAAUUCUGUUGGAUAAAAUAAUGAUCGAACGUUGUACAAAUGCUGGUGAUUUGAUUCGUAAAUCUAAUUCCAAAUGGAAAGCAUGUACAAAAAUUGAAAAAUUACUAAACAACAAAAAAGAAUAACUUUGAUGGCUUUUAUUUUGUUUCACGGAAACAAAUAUAAAAUAAUUCAUGCUUUUGCUUGUGUGUGU
This is a messenger RNA of Dermatophagoides pteronyssinus (European house dust mite), 1526 nucleotides long. RefSeq names its product NDP-glycosyltransferase YjiC-like. Lineage: Eukaryota; Metazoa; Arthropoda; Arachnida; Sarcoptiformes; Pyroglyphidae. The record is from RefSeq and is a predicted model, not a curated record. Gene Ontology annotation, molecular function: UDP-glycosyltransferase activity.